Messenger RNA from Corticium candelabrum, 2064 nucleotides. RefSeq names its product regulator of G-protein signaling protein-like. NCBI's taxonomy places the organism in Eukaryota, Metazoa, Porifera, Homoscleromorpha, Homosclerophorida, Plakinidae. The record is from RefSeq and is a predicted model, not a curated record. The transcript has 13 exons. Bases 186 to 2054 code for a protein of 622 amino acids.
ACGAGCUCUUACCGCAGCUCUAAUAUCCGAUCAGUAUGCCGGAUCGCCAUUUGGCUGUUACCUCCAGCAACGAUCAAAAACGAUAGUAUCGAAUUGCUUACUAUUGUGGCGAGAGGCACUCGAUCUUAUACAAUCGUGUACAAAACGACUUUAUUUGAUUUUGUCGUAGAGUUUAGGUUUUACGGAUGUGUGCAGGGGGGCAGCCGCAGACCACGUGGGACGAGAAGAUUCAGCAGUUUCUCACUACGUUUGUCGAGAGCGAGUCAGAGUUUGACUGCGAGCUGCCCGGACUACUCAUACAGCAGAUGGAAUCUUUGCUGCCUCUGGGCCACGGCAAGGAGUGUCUCGUGCAAGCUCAAGAGCACGUGCUCAAGAGUUUGAGACUGCAAUGGUCCAAGUACGCCGCGCGAGAUCUCGAGUGCUUUUGGACCAAUGUCAACUCGACGUCUCGCUCGGCCACUCACAAGCUGCUAGCCAGACGAUCUCCCCUGCGCAGAACGACAUCGAAGUCACCUCUCGCUGACAGCACGCGUCCUGCUAUCAUCAGCGGUCUCUCCGCCUCCAGUUACCGUUGCUGGAGAUCUCUAGUACUCGUGCGACCACAAUGGGAUCGAGGUCUUUGUGAGCUACAUGGAGUGUCCGGAGUAACAAGUUGUGGGAGUGUAACAAGUCUGGGAUCGCGCCGGGGACCGGUGAUGUUGACCACCGACCAACUAGAGCAUGUGCGACUGAGACUCGAAGAAGAGAGGCUGAGAAAGCUGCGCGAAUCGCGCAUCAUCAGAGUGAAAAAGAUCACCGAAGAAGUGGUCGAAGCGAAACCGUCUGUUCAGCUUGACGCUGGAGUUGCUAUCAACCAGUUGACGAGACCCAAGAAGUUCCAUCAGGUUCUUCUCAAUCUCGAUUAUCGAGAGCAUUUUCGCUGUUUCCUUACCAUGCAAGAAGCGGAAAUACCGCUGCAGUUUUGGGUUGCGGUCUAUGAGAUGAAACGACAGUGUCGAACACAUACGGAAGCGCAAGAGACGGCCAGACAGAUCAAACGACGUUUCUUCAGCAAAGCAAUGAGAAAAGGUGCCGCUCUUCAGUGCAAAGAAAAGCUGAUCACUGACAUUGGUGCGGCCGAGGACGUCUCACCAGCCGAUCUUUUUACUGCAGCGUCUUUGGUGGCUCAGAGUCUUAAGAAACAGUGGUUUUCUUACUAUCGGAAUACUCUUCCUCCUGCUGAGGGCGACGACGAGGAAGAUGAGGAAGUGAUUGAUGUCAAAGCAGUGAUGAUUGCCACUAGGCCACAAUUGACACGUCAAAGAAAAACACGAUAUCUAUGGACAACAUGCAUAAAAAGAAUCUGCCAUUUUAGAAGAGGUCUAAGUUCAAAAAUAACAAGACGGGCAUUCAAAAGAUAUCUCAAUCUACAAAAGUUUAUGCCCGACGGCCAACGCAAGCCAGAAUAUGCAAUGCGAAAAAUUAUGAAGAAUAGCCAGCUCAUCAGCAUCAGUCGCUUGACUUACGACUUGGACUUCUGGGUUGAAGUAGAUAAAUACAAGCAAAUGGCCGACGAGGCAGGAAUGCCGUGGGGUGAGCAAACCCGUGAAGAGGAAGCUUUUAUUCAACGCAAAGCGUUCGCCGUGAUUAACUGCUUUCUAGACUCGGUCGUUCCGCCGAAAAUUCAGGUCAACGUGAGUACAGAAGUUGUGAACAAAAUUGUAGACAACGCGGCAUGUGGAACAAUCAAAAGGAGCAUUUUUCAUGCUGCCUCAAUGCAGAUAUUUAAUGUUUUAGCCCACUAUUGGAAAAGGUUUUGCUGUCAUCGUGCAGGCUUAGAAGCUGAGGUGGAAAAGAGACGCCCUUCACAGAGGCCAAGCAUACUCUUUCGCCAACAACCCAGGAAGACCGAUGGAAGUCAAACUUCAGGAUCUAGUAAUAAAUCCAAGAAAGAGCAAACUGCAGCAGGAGAUGAUGACGUUAUGUGCAUCUCAUUCUCAAUAACUACAGGAAUACAGUUGGAAAGGCACCGUUUUUCUCAUAUAACAAACGAAGCAACGGCAGCUCAAUCCUGACACUGCUAGC